Molecule: messenger RNA, 1146 nt
Organism: Fusarium musae
Lineage: Eukaryota; Fungi; Ascomycota; Sordariomycetes; Hypocreales; Nectriaceae
Exons: 3
Coding region: 1-1146 (381 amino acids)
Source: RefSeq, a predicted model, not a curated record
AUGCGCAAUCCACCGCCAGAGGUGAUGGCCUCAUGGCCCCCGCCAAACUAUGUCAACCCUGUUCACCGUGGGCCUACACUGCUCAUUGUCGAGGUCACUAUCAUGUCUGUGGCCAUUCUGACACUCAUGGCCCGUUUGUACGUCCGCAUAUUCAAGGUCAACAAGCAUGGACUCGACGACUGGCUGAUGCUGGCUGCCAUGGUGUUUGGUAUUGGUGUCACUGUCUGUGUCAUUCUUGCAGCUCAGCUCUACGGCUGGAAUAUCCAUGUCUGGGAUCUCAAGAAGUCUCAGGCGGAAAAUGGUCGAAAGGUUUCACUCGCUGCUCAGACACUCUUUCUAUUUUCCUCGGGCCUGGCAAAGAACUCUAUCCUCGUCUCGUAUCUCCGUAUUGCUCCGGCCAAAUCUUGGCUUCGUCGUUUGACUUAUGCCUCACUGAUUCUUGUCACCUCACUCAUCUUCAUUUUCCUUAUUGUACUUUGGACACAAUGCAACCCAACCUCUGCAUACUGGAAGCUGGACGGAGGUGAUAGUUGCCGUCCCGAAGGACCCAGUGUACUGAGCCAAGCCAUUACCACUGUCAUCACUGAUCUCCUUGUCUGCGCCCUCCCUCUACAAACGCUCUUUCACCUAAAACUACCUUUCUCCCAACGAAUGGCCCUCAUUGUCGUCUUCUCUCUCGGCCUCAUCGUCGUCUUCGCAGCUUCUAUGCGCGCAUACUACACCCAUUAUGUUACCGAUGAAACCUACGAUGUCACCUGGCAGGGCUUCCACCUUUGGAUCUGGACAGCCGUAGAAGCCAACCUUGGAGUUAUCUGCGGCAGCAUACCGGCACUUCGACCCCUAUUCCGAAACAUGUUCCGAUCUAAGAGCAGCAGCUACUACAACAAGACGAACUCUCACGCUUACCCACCCGGCACAGCUCCAGGAGUUGUCACAGUCGUCACCAGCCCCAAGAAGAACUCCCGAAACUGGGCCGAUAGUUUACAACGAAGCUCGAAAGGAGUCAGGAUACAAGACGACCAUAUCGAUAUCGAAGGGGGAUACAACGAUGCUAGACGACAAAAGAGCUCAGAUAGUGGAGCGUCGUCACUCGAGAUGGACACGUGGCCACCAAGACCACAACCUAGAUCUUGGCCUACAAAUUGA